AGGCGAUCCCCAGCAGCCUGUCUCCCCACGCAGUCCGAGACAGCCGAGAAGAGGCCGAGGAGGUGAACCAUGGCCGCUUUACAACCCCAGAAUAUCAACUGGCAGAUGGCCUCUAAUCGGCAGGCACAUCACACAGACAAGUUCUCCAGCAAGGACCUCAUCCUGAGGAGGGGCCAGCCCUUCACCUACUCAAUAACCAUGAACCAGGACCCUGGAGACAACCUGGUGUUCAUAGUCUCCACAGGACCAGAACCCUCGGAGUCAGCCAGGACAAUGGCUGUGUUUUCACUCUCCAAUGGGUCGAGUAGUAGCGGCUGGAGUGCACAGCUUGUGUCCAACCAGAACAGCACCCUGACCAUCUCCAUCACAUCCCCUGUCAACGCACCUAUAGGAUGGUACACGCUGAGCCUCCAGCCCUCCCGGGGCAGUGGCUCCACUGUAAAACUUGGGAUGUUCAUACUGCUCUUUAAUCCUUGGUUGCAAGCUGAUGGUGUUUUUAUGAGUAACCAAGCAGAGAGAGAAGAGUAUGUUCAACAGGAUGCUGGUGCCAUCUAUGUGGGAAGUGCAAACCGAAUUAGUAUGGUUGGCUGGAAUUUUGGACAGUUUGAAGAGGACAUUCUCAACAUUUGCCUCUCAAUCUUGGAUAAAAGUCUGAAUUUCCGCCGUGACCCAGCCACUGAUGUGGCCCGCAGAAACGACCCCAAAUACGUUGGUCGGGUUCUGAGUGCAAUGAUCAAUGGCAACGAUGACAACGGUGUGCUUUAUGGAAACUGGAGUGGCAGCUACCCAGGGGGUGUGGACCCAAGGGUCUGGAACGGCAGUGUGGAGAUCCUCAAGCAGUGGAGAAGCUCUGGUUUCAAGCCAGUCCGAUUUGGCCAGUGCUGGGUCUUUGCUGGAACCCUCAACACAGUGCUGCGAUCUUUUGGGAUUCCCUCCCGAGUGGUUACCAACUUUAACUCUGCUCAUGACACAGACCGGAACCUCACUGUGGAUAUAUAUUACGACCCUUCAGGAAGGCCUGUGGAAAAAAGCAGUGACAGUGUGUGGAAUUUCCACGUCUGGAAUGAAAGCUGGUUUGUGCGGAAUGACCUGGGCCCUGCAUACAGUGGAUGGCAGGUUCUGGACGCCACUCCCCAAGAGAGGAGUCAAGGAGUGUUCCAGUGCGGCCCUGCCUCUGUGAAUGCCGUCCGAGAGGGUGAUGUGAACCUAGACUUCGAUAUGCCCUUCAUCUUUUCUGAGGUCAACGCUGACCGUGUCACCCGGAUCUAUGAUGCCAGAGAUAGCAGCGAGAGGCAGACUUCCGUGGACACUCGAAUUAUUGGCAUUUAUAUCAGUACCAAAGCAGUGGGCAGCUACUCUCGCAUGGAUAUCACUGAGACGUACAAGUACCCAGAAGGCUCCAGCCAAGAAAGAGAAGUGUUUGAAAAGGCUCUGAGCAAACUGAAACCCAGAGGGUCAUUCGGGGCAACAUCUGCAGGAGAUGUGGAAUCAGUGGACUUGGAGCCUAGCAUCUCAGGAGUGUUUAAGGUCACCGGUGUCCUGGCUGUGGGCAAGGAAGUCAACCUGGCCUUGGUCCUCAAAAACCUGACAGAUGAUGUGAAGAUGGUGACAGUGAACAUGACAGCCUGGACCAUUGUCUACAAUGGGACACUUGUCCACGAAGUGUGGAAGGACUCUGUCAGCAUAUCCUUGGAUCCCAAAGAAGAAAUCCAGCACCCCAUGAAGAUCUCCUACGCUCAGUACCAGAAGUACCUGAAGGCGGACAACAUGAUCCGCACCACUGCUGUGUGCCAGGUCACCGAUGAGGCUGAGGUGGUGGUGGCCAGGGAUGUCAUCCUGGACAACCCCACCCUGACCCUGGAGGUGCUGGACGAGGCCCGAGUGAAGAAGCCCUUGACUGUGCGGAUGCUCUUCUCCAACCCUCUGGACGAGCCGGUGAAAGACUGCAUCCUCAUGGUGGAAGGCAGCGGCCUGCUGCGCGGCAACCUCAAGAUCCAGGUGCCGUCUCUGCUCCCCAAGGAGCGGUCCCGUGUGCGCUUCGAGAUCCUGCCCACCAGGAGCGGCACCAAACAGCUGCUAGCUGACUUCUCCUGCAACAAGUUCCCCGCCAUCAAGGCCAUGCUGAGCAUCGAUGUGGCUGAGUGAACGGCCCAGGAGGCCCCAACAGGAACUUGGCUUCACAGAGCAGGCUUGCCUGGGAGUGUGAGCCCCUCACCCAUGCUGUCCUGCCUGGGGAACCCACUCUGCCCCCCCCCCCAAUGUCUGGACACAGACUUCCAGCCUCCAGCAGCCCCCCCCGCCCCACCCAACCUGGUCACACCUGCACACUUCACCUUCACCUGGGCUGCUGCAGGAUGGAGUGACACCCAGCCCAGCACCCCUCUGAGUGCAUGCAGGGCAGAAACAGUCUGGACUGGUCCACAGCCUGCUGUUCCUUCAAGCCACCAUGGAGGGAGGGGACAGUUCAACAUCUACCAUGACACUGACCUUCUAGUUCACAAAAUAAAUGUUCAAAGGAGCACUA
Erinaceus europaeus (western European hedgehog) is the source of this 2524-nucleotide messenger RNA. It is a transcript of the gene TGM3, whose product is annotated as transglutaminase 3. The transcript has 13 exons. The record is from RefSeq and is a predicted model, not a curated record. Gene Ontology annotation, biological process: peptide cross-linking. Gene Ontology annotation, molecular function: protein-glutamine gamma-glutamyltransferase activity. NCBI's taxonomy places the organism in Eukaryota, Metazoa, Chordata, Mammalia, Eulipotyphla, Erinaceidae. Bases 70 to 2145 code for a protein of 691 amino acids.